CUAAUACCCAUUUCUGUCACCACCCUACGUACUCUUCCUUCUCAUCUUCCUCUCCUACAUAAUCCCAUGCCCAAACCCACCUCUGAAUUCACCAAAAACCGCGUUCUUUCAUUUCCAUACAUAUCCUCUAAUAAUUCAGCAGCACACAGUUUACAAGGUAUUCAACAUUUGCAUGCUUAUCACGUUGAACUUUUUUUUGAACUUUUUUGUUGAGGCGCUAGAUUCUGUAGGAGCUAGCACAAAUUUCUUGUGUGUAUUGGGAAGUGAUAAGUGUCUCAUCAUGACGGCUGCUUUGCACGGCGAUGGGCUUGCGGUGUCCAUGAGCCGGCGAGCGAGUUCCCGGUCGGCUAGCAAGAAAAGCUUCUCGGCGAGCUUCCGCGAGGCUUGGACGGGACAACCGGAUGUGUUUCAGAGGAGUGGUACUAGGGGAGAUGACGAAGAGGAGCUGAAGUGGGCAGCUUUAGACCGGCUUCCCACGUAUGACAGGUUGAGGAAGGGAUUUCUGAAGCAGGUUUUGGAUGAUGGGAGAGUUGGUUAUGAAGAGGUUGAUGUUACCAAACUUCGGAUGCAGGACAAGAAGAAUAUCAUUGAGAGUAUACUCAAAGUUGUUGAAGAUGAUAAUGAGAAGUUUCUUCGUAGGCUUAGAAACAGGACUGACAGGGUGGGAAUUGAGAUUCCAACCAUUGAAAUCCGGUUUGAGCAUGUAUCCAUUGAAGGAGAUGCGUACGUUGGGACCAGGGCACUCCCAACUCUGCUCAACUCAACCUUGAAUUCAAUUGAGGCUCUUCUUGGGGUACUCAAGCUUUUCCCAUCAAAGAAAAGGGUUGUCCAAAUUCUACAAGAUGUGAGUGGAAUAGUGAAGCCAUCGAGAAUGACGCUGCUUCUGGGACCUCCCGGAUCAGGGAAAACGACUUUGCUGCAGGCACUUGCUGGGAAGAGGGACAAGGAUCUCAGGGUAUCAGGCAGAGUCACAUACUGUGGUCAUGAAUUGUCAGAAUUCGUUCCUCAGAGAACAUGUGCUUAUAUUAGCCAACAAGAUCUUCAUCAUGGUGAAAUGACGGUCAGGGAGACAUUGGAUUUUUCGGGACGUUGCUUGGGAGUUGGAACCAGGUACGAGAUGCUGGCAGAAUUAUCAAGACGGGAAAAACAUGCACGAAUCAAACCAGAUCCUGAGAUAGAUGCGUUCAUGAAAGCAACAGCAAUGACAGGCGAAGAAGCAAGUCUUGUUACAGACUAUAUUCUCAAGAUUCUUGGAUUGGAUAUCUGUUCUGACAUUUUGGUGGGCGAUGAUAUGAGAAGGGGCAUAUCAGGUGGACAAAAGAAGCGUGUUACUACAGGAGAAAUGCUGGCUGGACCGGCAAAGGCCCUUUUCAUGGAUGAAAUAUCAAAUGGUCUGGACAGUUCCACAACUUUCCAAAUUGUCAGGUUUAUGAGACAGAUGGUUCAUAUCAUGGACGUGACAAUGAUAAUAUCUCUUCUGCAACCUGCGCCUGAAACCUUUGAUCUUUUUGAUGACAUUAUCUUACUUUCAGAGGGUCAGAUUGUUUAUCAAGGUCCACGUGACAAUGUUCUUCAGUUUUUUGAAAAUGUAGGCUUCAAGUGCCCAGAAAGGAAAGGAGUUGCAGACUUCUUGCAAGAGAUUACAUCAAAAAAGGACCAGGAGCAGUACUGGUACAAAAAGAAUGAGCCUUACCGAUAUAUCAGUGUCCCUGAAUUCGUAAGUUGCUUCCAAAAUUUUCACAUUGGCCAGAAAAUCUCUGAAGAGCUUGGAAUUCCCUACGAUCGGUCCAAAGCCCAUCCAGCUGCAUUAGUAAAAGAGAAGUAUGGAAUCUCGAACUGGGAACUCUUCAAGGCAUGCCUUGCAAGAGAGUGGCUAUUGAUGAAGCGCAACUCUUUUGUAUAUAUAUUCAAGACAACCCAGAUCACCAUCAUGUCAAUUAUUGCCAUGACAGUGUUCUUGAGAACAGAAAUGAAGCAUGGUCGAAUAGAAGAUGGAGGGAAAUUUUAUGGUGCAAUGUUCUUCAGUCUCACCAACGUGAUGUUUAAUGGAGUGGCGGAACUUGCAUUGACUAUUUUUAGGCUUCCUGUAUUUUUUAAGCAGCGGGAUUUCUUGUUCUAUCCAUCAUGGGCUUUUGCGUUGCCAAUUUGGCUCCUCAGGAUUCCCCUCUCAUUGAUGGAGUCAGGAAUAUGGAUCUGCCUCACAUAUUACACUGUUGGGUUUGCUCCUGCUGCUAGUAGGUUUUUUCGUCAGUUAUUGGCAUUCUUCAGUGUCCAUCAGAUGGCCCUAUCACUCUUCCGCUUUAUUGCAGCACUUGGAAGAACACAAGUUGUGGCAAAUACAAUUGGUACCUUCUCAUUGCUGUCCAUUUUUGUCCUCGGGGGAUUUAUUGUUGCCAAAGAUGACAUUCAACCUUGGAUGAAAUGGGGUUACUAUGUUUCUCCCAUGAUGUAUGGACAGAAUGCCAUAGUCAUGAAUGAGUUUCUCGAUGAAAGAUGGAGUGCGCCCAAUCCCGACCCAAAUGUUCCUGAACCUACUGUGGGAAAGGUUCUUCUCAGGGCCAGGGGCAUGUUUAAAGAUGACUAUUGGUUCUGGAUCUGUGUUGGGGCACUCCUUGGGUUUUCUCUGCUAUUCAACAUCUGUUUUAUACUAGCACUCACAUUUUUAAAUCCUUUAGGAGAUUCUAAAUCUGUCAUUGUCGAGGAGGAUGAUAAGAGGAAGAGUGGAAAGCAGCCAUCUAAUGGCCAGCAUAGAAUAAUGACCACGGAAAUGAGUACAGCUUCAACUUCUCCACUGUUUGAAGACUCCACAAUUGGUACUUCUGCAGUGCAAGCACCCGUUAGAAGGGGAAUGGUGUUGCCUUUCCAGCCCUUGUCACUUGCAUUUAGUCAUGUAAACUACUAUGUCGAUAUGCCCGCUGAAAUGAAGAGUGAAGGAGUGGAAGAAACUCGUCUCCAGCUGUUACGAGAUGUUAGUGGUGCUUUCAGGCCUGGUGUUCUAACAGCAUUGGUUGGUGUAAGUGGUGCUGGAAAGACCACAUUGAUGGAUGUGCUAGCAGGGAGAAAAACUGGAGGGUACACUGAAGGAAGUAUCAGCAUAUCUGGUUAUCCAAAGAACCAAGCAACUUUUGCUCGGGUCAGCGGUUAUUGUGAACAGAACGAUAUCCAUUCACCCCAUGUUACCGUCUAUGAAUCUCUUCUGUACUCUGCCUGGCUGCGUCUUGCCAAGGAGGUCGACAAGGAAACACGAAAGAUGUUUGUUGAGGAAGUUAUGGAUUUGGUUGAGCUAAACCCAUUGAGGAAUUCUUUAGUUGGCCUCCCAGGAGUAGAUGGUCAGUCCCCUGAACAGAGAAAGAGACUCACCAUAGCCGUGGAAUUGGUUGCCAAUCCUUCCAUCAUCUUCAUGGAUGAGCCAACAUCAGGCCUUGAUGCUAGAGCUGCAGCAAUUGUUAUGCGUACGGUGAGAAAUACAGUGGAUACAGGGCGAACAGUUGUCUGCACAAUUCACCAGCCAAGCAUUGACAUUUUUGAAGCAUUCAAUGAGCUUUUGUUGAUGAAAAGGGGUGGACAAGUCAUUUAUGCUGGACCCCUUGGUCACCAGUCUCACAAGCUUGUAGAAUACUUUGAGGCUUUCCCAUAUGUUCCUAAGAUCAAAGAGGGCCAUAAUCCUGCUACAUGGAUGCUAGAAGUCAGUUCUCCUGCUGUGGAGGUUCAACAUGAUGUGGAUUUUGCAGAAAUCUAUGCCAACUCUGAUCUGUACAAGAGGAAUCAAGAACUCAUCCAAGAGCUGAGUACUCCAUCACCAGGAUCAGCAGAACUUUACUUCCCCACCAAAUAUUCCCAAUCCUUUACUUCUCAAUGCAACGCUUGUUUCGGGAAGCAAUAUUGGUCCUAUUGGAGGAACCCUCAAUACAAUGCAAUCCGUUUCUUGUUGACAAUAGUUACUGGUAUUAUAUUUGGACUUGUAUUCUGGAACAAAGGACAUCAUCAGACGAAAAGAGAACAAGACCUGCUGAAUCUGCUGGGAGCAAUGUUUGCAGCGGUUGUUUUCCUUGGAGGCAUCAACUCUUCUACAGUGCAGUCUGUUGUGGCAAUUGAAAGGACAGUCUUCUACCGUGAAAGAGCAGCAGGAAUGUACUCGGCCUUGCCGUAUGCAUUUGGUCAGGUGGCUGUGGAGACAUUAUACCUUAUCGUCCAAACUUUUGUCUACACUCUUAUCCUUUACUCGAUGAUCGGAUUCGAUUGGAAAGCAGAUAAAUUCUUUUGGUUUUACUUCUUCAUAUUAAUGUGCUUUGUAUACUUCACCUUCUACGGGAUGAUGAUUCAAGCUCUCACUCCCAGCUACCAAAUUGCUGCCAUUGUUAUGUCCUUCUUCCUGAACUUCUGGAACCUGUUCUCUGGUUUCCUCAUCCCAAGGAAGCAAAUUCCAAUAUGGUGGAGGUGGUAUUACUGGGCUUCUCCAGUGGCUUGGACACUCUACGGCCUUGUAACUUCUCAGGUGGGAGACAAGACAACUCUGAUUGAGGUACCUGGAGAAGCUGAUAUUCAAGUGAAGGACUACCUAAAGAAGCACUUGGGUUUUGAUCAUGACUUCCUUGGAGCGGUUGCUGCUGCCCAUAUUGGCUUUUCCCUCCUUUUCUUCUUUGUCUUUGCCUAUGGCAUCAAGUUCCUCAACUUCCAAAGGAGAUAAAAAGAGAGUGAAGUUUCAGCACUCGUGAGAUUUUGCAUGCAAGAUUUUAUUUGUAGGGUGUUUUCAUUUAUUGUUAUUUAAUCUUUCUUUUCAAAUAUAUUUCAAGAAACUGAAAUUCUUAACGGACAAA
Messenger RNA from Juglans regia (Persian walnut), 4817 nucleotides. RefSeq names its product pleiotropic drug resistance protein 2-like. The transcript is spliced from 20 exons. Gene Ontology annotation, molecular function: ATP binding; ATP hydrolysis activity; ABC-type transporter activity. Gene Ontology annotation, cellular component: membrane. The record is from RefSeq and is a predicted model, not a curated record. The coding region runs from base 173 to 4687 and encodes 1504 amino acids. NCBI's taxonomy places the organism in Eukaryota, Viridiplantae, Streptophyta, Magnoliopsida, Fagales, Juglandaceae.